AUGCCUUACGAUGGUGCUUUUACAGGCUACCGAUGGUCCUAUUUCUCAUCUCUCACGGAUGAAGCUCUGCGAUUAAGAGCGCAAAACUUCAUUGAAUCCACAAAUUGGAAUGCGCUCAUGGAAUACGCAACCACAGUGCGAGGUGGAAGAGAGUGCAAUAUUUUGCCUGAUAUUGGUCUUGGAUACAAUCAUAUGGUCCGCAUCAUUGAAUUCGACGACAAUGAACGGUGGAUAGCGCGAUUGAGAAUGCAAUCUUUAUCUCAAAACAGAGGCAGAUCGGAAACGACGGAAGACAUCAUGAAACUCGAACAUAAUAUGAUCUUGCUUGUCAAAGAGAACACCAACAUUCCUGUCCCACAGGUCCAUGCCAUUGAACUCGACCCAGAUUGCGGAGUGAACGCACAAUUCAUGUUGAUGGAUUGCUUAAAGGGCAACGUUGGAAUAGAUCUCGGUAUGGAAGUACCUUCUAGCCACAAAAGCUAUGUCAUUGCUAGAAUGGCGGAGAUCCAGGUUGAGCUCUCGAGAAUACAACUACCAAAAAUUGGGACUAUCCUUCACAGAAACGAUGACGGCUCGUUUGAACAAGGUCCUAUUCCUGGAAUAGGGGGUCCUUUCGAAACAGCUGCCGAGUUUUUCAAGGCAUGGGCGGCCAAAAUCGAAUUCGGUUUAUCUAAGGACAGAUUGAGAGAGGUAGCUGGCUCUCUUGCCGAUGAAUUAUCAUCAUCUGCGUCUUCCUUCAGAUCUUCAGUCGGUACUUCGGCUGAAAGCCUCUCUGUCCGAAAUAGAGGCCCUUUUCCGUUAUAUCACGGUGACUUCGGCCAUAGCAAUAUGAUUUUCGAUGAUGAGUACAAGCUGCUUGGUGUUAUCGACUGGGAAGCCGCAUUUGCAGGACCCUGGGAGAUAUCUGGCGAAUUCCCUUUGACACUAUCCAUUGUACCGCCUGAUAUGGAUGCGCCUUGGAAUUAUGAUGAGAAAGGUUACCCAAAAGACGCAGGUGAUAUACAGAAAUUUGCGGAUAGAGAAGCUUAUAUAGCGGUGGUGGCUGAAAAAGAAAGAGAAAUGGGUCUGACAGAGGGGUACCGUCUAUCAACGGCCCUAAAGGAUUCGAGCCGACAAUAUCUGGCUACCGCUAUGAGGCUGUAUCAGAGAGGAAUGCCUGGAUGGUAUGCGAAGGUAAUGGAAAGGCUUUCCAAAGGAACCACAUGCUAG
Messenger RNA from Penicillium egyptiacum, 1209 nucleotides. The record is from the annotation of a GenBank genome assembly. Lineage: Eukaryota; Fungi; Ascomycota; Eurotiomycetes; Eurotiales; Aspergillaceae.